This is a messenger RNA of Fraxinus pennsylvanica, 1413 nucleotides long. The record is from the annotation of a GenBank genome assembly. Lineage: Eukaryota; Viridiplantae; Streptophyta; Magnoliopsida; Lamiales; Oleaceae.
AUGAUCAUAUUUGUGUGUCGCGGUCAUGGUCCUGAUGAUGUUUCUCGUAGUACAUCAUGGAAGGAAAACAAUGGUGGAAACCGUUCUACUUACGGCAAUAAUAGUUGCAAUGGUGGAGCAAGCACCCGAAUACUAGGCCGCGGAUGUGAGGGUGAUGGUGGUGAGAACAUGGUGACGGUGAUUGGGGAGGACAUGGUGCUGGUGGUUAUAGGGUCAUUGCGCUCAAUGGCUGAGCAAGUCGAAGAUGUCUCUACAUUACCAUUACCGGAUGCCUUCCUCGAUUUUCUCAGGCAGAACGGUUUGGAUCCUUCAAUUUAUGCUGCUUCUCAUUCCACGCCUCGUUACAUUAGGUUAAAACCGGGUUGCGAAACUCACCUCAUGGAAAUUGAAGCUGAGAUUAAAUGCAAGCUUAAAGAAGUGUCUUGGUUGGCUAAUUUCUACUAUCUUUCGCCUGAUGUUGGAAUCGCUAACACGAAGGUGUAUCAAGAAGGAAAGAUAUAUGGUAUUGAUGCAGCUUCUGGAGCUGCUGUUUUAGCUUUGGGUAUCUCACCAGGAGAUCGUGUCCUUGAUCUCUGUGCUGCACCUGGUGCUAAACUUUGUAUGAUAUUGGACCUUCUUGGCUGUUCUGGUACCGUGACUGGUGUUGAUGUUUCUAGGCAUCGAUUAGCAGCUUGCAGAACUAUGCUGCAGAAAUACACACUUGGUGACCGUUGCCGUCUGUUUGUUGCUGAUGGAACAACAUUUUCCCUUAUUCCUGUGAGGGUUUGUUUGAACUCUAAAUCAUCUGCUGCUGAAGAACAAUUAGAGGUCUACAAGGAGUGGACUUCUCGGAGACCAUGGAAAGAAAGGAAACGAGCAGCUAAAACUAGAGAAAAUGGUGCUUCUCAGAUCUUUUCACAAAUUCAGGAUCCAGAGCUUAUAUUUUAUGGGCGUCAUUCUGGAGUAGUUGGUUUGAGUAAAUGUGAAGUGUAUCAAAGUGUCAACGACCGUGAGCUCUUGCAAUUAGGUUAUGACAAGGUCCUCGUGGAUGCAGAAUGUACGCAUGAUGGUUCGAUUAGGCACAUCCAAAAAUUUGAACAAUGGGGAUGGACAACACUUCAGCGCCGUGUACUGGAUGCAGAGAGAACUGAUUUCUUGACUGUGUUACAGUUAAAACUCCUAGCCAAUGGGUUCAGAUUGCUCAAAGUUGGUGGAUCUCUUGUCUACAGCACAUGCAGUUUAACUCUUUCUCAAAAUGAAGAUGUGAUAGAGCAGUUCCUUUCACAAAAUGCAUCUGCAGAGUUGCUGGAGAUAGAUGCUGCCCAAAAUUGGCCUUGUAAGAGUGCAAGAAUUCCCAAGACUCUGCGCUUUGACCCCUUGACAUCAUCUACGAGUGGACUUUUCAUUGCAAAGUUCACAAAGCUAGCAGUUUGA